Molecule: messenger RNA, 2587 nt
Organism: Ceratitis capitata (Mediterranean fruit fly)
Lineage: Eukaryota; Metazoa; Arthropoda; Insecta; Diptera; Tephritidae
Gene: Hexo2
Product: chitooligosaccharidolytic beta-N-acetylglucosaminidase
Exons: 7
Coding region: 733-2520 (595 amino acids)
Biological process (GO): ganglioside catabolic process; carbohydrate metabolic process; glycosaminoglycan metabolic process
Cellular component (GO): membrane
Molecular function (GO): beta-N-acetylhexosaminidase activity
Source: RefSeq, a predicted model, not a curated record
AGGCUUGUGACGUGCACUCCGAAGCGCUUAGUUGAGGUUUUGCAGCGGUUCCAAUUGCAUGGAAGACCGGUGAUCGAGCGCGUUCAGUGUAGUGGCAAGCAACAGCAACAACAGUAAAAACUUUGAAUUUAAAAAUUGUUUGUGAUCGUGCGGCAACGUCUAACGGAGAACGCGAUUUUCAACUCAAUUCUAGUCUAAAUACAUACGUACACACAUAUGUACAUAUUGUUUAUUGUUCGGCAUAUGUAAAUUGAGGGUGUUUUAUUGUUGUUUAAAUGGACAAACGCCAAAAAAUCUCACGCAUGCAAUAUUGAAGUAGUGAUCUAAAUAGAAGCAAACAAACAUACAUACGUGUACAUACAUACACACAUAUGCAUAUGUUUAGUAGCUUAAUUAGAGAAGUGAAGAUGCGAAAAAGUUUUCAUUUCUUCCAUUGUUUUUGUUUUACGAGCUGAGUGUGAAGAAUGUUAAGCAAGAAGAAGAAGAAUAUGUGAAUAAUACAUACGUACAUACAUAUGUACAUGAUAACUGUGAAAUAAUUUAUCACGAAACGUAAAUAUGUUUGCAUGUAAAUAACUUGCAUUGUGUGGCAGAGACAAUAUAAUUGGUCCGCUCAUUAAAUUGGUCAUCAGACAGACGCUUAUGUGGGUUUAUAAAUGUAUUUAAAAAAUACUCUGAAGCCGAAAUAAAAACAACUAAAAACAAAAAAAUUGUGAAUAAAAAUACUUUAAAAUGACAACAACAACAAGUGGACUCCUGCAGUUGGUCAUUGGUGUGUUACUUCUAGUGACCACAGCACAUGCGGCCGAUGAAAGCGUCAAAUGGAUCUGCACCUCAACAGAUUUAUGCGUCAUCGAUCAAGCGUCUAAUAUUGGUGACGUCAAGCGUUUCGAGAGUCAGAAUGAUUGCCGUUUAUCCUGCGGCCGAUAUGGUGCCAUUUGGCCAAUGCCCACCGGAGAUUGUAACUUAUCGAACGAACGCAUUCGCUUCGACCCAUGGAAAGUGCGUUUCAAUGUGGUGGCGCCAGAUGCCGCUAGUACACAAUAUAUGCGUGAAUCAAAUCGCAUAUUCCUGAGUAAUAUUCUCAAGGAGUGCAUACGGAAUUGUUCACUGCCAAGCAGUAAAGAGGUGUACGUAAAGACGACAGUGAGUACGAAUAGUCUGGUACUGGAUUGGGGCACCAACGAAACGUAUCAGCUGAGUUUGCGAACCACAGAUAUGGCGACCUUCGUCGAUGUCAAAGCACAAACAGUUUACGGCGCCAGACAUGCGCUGGAGACAUUAAGUAAUCUCAUAACAGGGAGUAAGAAUAAUGGUCUCGUGAUGGUCAAAGCAGCGCGAGUUCGUGAUGGUCCUAUAUAUCCUCAUCGUGGCUUGCUUUUGGACACUGCCCGUAAUUAUAUGCCACUGAAGGUGAUAAGUCGAGUUCUGGACGGUAUGGCGGCAUCAAAGCUGAAUGUGCUGCAUUGGCAUGUGGUUGAUACCCAGAGCUUUCCGUUGGAAAUCACCAGAGUACCAGAAUUACAACAAUUCGGCGCCUACCACCCCGACUUGGUUUACUCCCGCACCGACACUCAGAAUAUGGUACGUUAUGCGCGUCUGCGCGGCAUACGCAUCAUCAUCGAAAUCGAUGGGCCCUCACAUGCGGGCAACGGUUGGCAAUGGGGUCCCAUGUCCGGACUGGGCAACAUGGCUGUGUGUGUUAAUCAACAACCCUGGCGUUCGUAUUGCAUUGAGCCACCGUGUGGUCAAUUAAAUCCACUUAACGAGAAUAUGUAUGGCAUAAUGAAGGAGAUCUACGAAGAUCUUGUCGAGGUCAAUGCACCGGAAGAGACGAUACACAUGGGUGGUGAUGAGGUGUUCAUACCAUGUUGGAAUCGUACAGAAGAGAUCACGCGUCGUAUGCAUGAUACGGGUUUUGAUUUGAGUUUACGUAGUUUUUAUAAAUUGUGGGCAGAAUUUCAUCAAAAGAACUUGGAUUCAUGGGAUAAUGUAACGCAACGACAGUAUGCGACACGUAAUCAGGUACCCAAAUCGGUGAUAUUGUGGUCGAGUCAUUUAACAGAUCCAGAAAUCAUAACGGAGCACUUGCCCAAAGAGCGUUACAUCAUACAAACAUGGGUGGAGUCAGAUAAAACGCUUAACAACGAUUUGUUGCUGAAGGGUUACCGCAUUAUAGUUUCAACAAAGGAUGCUUGGUAUUUGGAUCAUGGUUUCUGGGGACGUACGGAGUAUCAUAAUUGGAAAAAGGUUUAUGAUAACCGCAUGGAAGUGCAUCCGCUGGUGUUGGGUGGAGAAGUUUGCAUGUGGAGUGAGUUUGUGGAUCAAACGUCUGUGGAGUCACGUAUAUGGCCACGUGCUGGCGCUGCUGCAGAACGACUAUGGGCGAAUCCGAAAUUGUCCAGUCUGCUAGUGCAGACAAGAUUCUUGCGCUACCGUGAGCGACUUUUAUCACGUGGUAUUAGGUCCGAUGCAGUUAUACCGAAAUGGUGUGUGCUAAAUGAGGGUCAGUGUUUGUAGAAAUGUAUGUGUAUAUUUAUUAAAAUUUGUACAAGAAAUAAAAAAGUUGUAUAUAUUGUUUUUAAUA